Messenger RNA from Mesorhabditis spiculigera, 5835 nucleotides. The record is from the annotation of a GenBank genome assembly. NCBI's taxonomy places the organism in Eukaryota, Metazoa, Nematoda, Chromadorea, Rhabditida, Rhabditidae.
AUGGGAGACCACGAGAAUGACCCCGGAUGGCAAUACCUCCGCCGCUCUCGUGAGCAAAUUCUGGAGGACCAGGCCAAGCCUUACGACUCCAAGAAGAACUGCUGGAUUCCCGAUGAGGAGGAAGGAUAUGUGGAGGGCAUCAUCCUCAAGACCGACGGAGACAACGUCCGUGUCGAGAUCAGCCGUGGAAAUGAGAAGACCUUCAAGAAGGACCAGAUCCAGGAGAUGAACCCCCCGAAAUUCGAGAAGACCGAGGACAUGUCCAACCUGACCUUCUUGAACGACGCCUCCGUGCUGAGCAAUCUCCGUGCCCGUUACGCUUGCAUGCUGAUCUACACCUACUCCGGACUUUUCUGCGUGGUGAUCAACCCCUACAAGCGAUUGCCCAUCUACACCGACUCGGUGGCCCGCAUGUUCAUGAACAAGCGCCGUACCGAAAUGCCGCCCCAUCUUUUCGCCGUUUCCGAUGAGGCCUACCGUAACAUGCUGCAGAACCACGAGAACCAGUCCAUGUUGAUCACUGGUGAAUCCGGUGCCGGAAAGACCGAGAACACCAAGAAGGUUAUUGCCUAUUUCGCGGCUGUGGGCGCAGCUCAACAAGAGACCUUCGGAGCCCGGACAGAGGUUGACCCUAACCAGAAGCAGGUCACUCUUGAGGACCAGAUUGUCCAGACCAACCCCGUCUUGGAAGCCUUCGGUAACGCCAAGACUGUCCGAAACAACAACUCUUCUCGUUUCGGAAAGUUCAUCCGUAUCCACUUCUCCAAGCAGGGACGUGUCGCUUCUUGCGACAUUGAACAUUACCUCCUCGAGAAGUCUCGUGUCAUCCGACAGGCCCCUGGAGAGCGUUGCUACCACAUCUUCUACCAGGUCUUCUCUGGCUUCAACCCGACCCUCAUCAAGGACUUGCUUCUUGACAAACCCACCAAGGAUUACUGGUUCAUUGCCCAGGCCGAGUUGAAGAUCGAUGGUGUUAACGACAAGGAGGAGCACCAGCUGACUGAUGAGGCCUUUGACAUCCUCAACUUCAGCGCCCGUGAAAAGUCGGAGGUGUACCGCCUUGUGUCUGCCAUCAUGCACAUGGGUAACAUGAAAUUCAAGCAACGCCCGCGUGAAGAACAGGCCGAAACUGAUGGAACUGAUGAGGCUGAGAAGGCUGCCAAGAUGUACGGUAUUGACUGGGAAGAAUUCCUGAAGGCUCUGACCCGUCCUCGUGUCAAGGUCGGAAAUGAAUGGGUGAACAAGGGACAGAACGUCGACCAAGUCAACUGGGCCGUCGGUGCCAUGGCUAAGGGUCUCUAUGCCCGUAUCUUCGGAUGGCUCGUCAAGAAGUGCAACCAGACCCUUGACCAACAGGGUAUCUCCCGUGAUCACUUCAUCGGUGUGCUCGACAUUGCUGGCUUCGAAAUCUUCGACUUCAACUCCUUCGAGCAGCUCUGGAUCAACUUUGUCAACGAGAGGCUCCAGCAGUUCUUCAACCACCACAUGUUCGUGCUCGAGCAGGAGGAGUAUGCCCGCGAGGGUAUCCAAUGGACCUUCAUCGAUUUCGGACUCGAUCUCCAGGCUUGCAUUGAGCUGAUUGAGAAGCCUAUGGGUAUCCUGUCCAUGCUUGAUGAGGAAUGCAUCGUCCCCAAGGCCACCGACUUGACCCUUGCCCAGAAGCUGAACGAGCAGCACUUGGGCAAGCACCCCAACUUCGAGAAGCCCAAGCCGCCAAAGGGAAAGCAGGCCGAGGCCCACUUUGCCAUGAGGCAUUACGCCGGAACUGUCCGUUACAAUGUGAUGAACUGGCUGGAGAAGAACAAGGACCCCCUCAACGAUACCCUGGUCCAGUGCAUGAAGGUCUCCAAGGAAAACGAGCUUCUCGUCGAGGUGUGGCAAGAUUACACCACUCAGGAGGAUGCUGCCGCUCUCCAGGCUAAGGGAGGUGCCGCUGGUGGCAAGAAGAAGGGUAAGGCCGGAUCAUUCAUGACUGUCUCUAUGUUGUACCGUGAGUCGCUGCUCAAGCUGAUGACCAUGUUGCACUCGACCCACCCUCACUUCAUCCGUUGCAUCAUCCCCAACGAGAAGAAGCAGUCUGGCAUGAUCGACGCCGCCCUGGUGCUCAACCAGCUUACCUGCAACGGUGUGCUUGAAGGCAUCCGUAUUUGCAGGAAGGGAUUCCCCAACAGAACCCAGCACCCCGACUUCGUCCAGCGAUACGCUCUCCUUGCCGCCGAUGAGGCCAAGUCCUCCGAAGACCCGAAGACUUCCGCGGCUGCUAUGCUUGCCCGCAUUGUCAAGGAGAAGAAGCUGACUGACGAGAACUUCCGUGUCGGUCUCACGAAGGUCUUCUUCAAGGCCGGUAUUGUUGCCCACCUUGAAGACCUGCGUGAUCAGCGCCUCUUCGAGCUCAUCGGUGGUCUCCAGGCCCAGAUCCGUGGAUACUACAGCCAGAUCGAGAUCAAGCAGCGUCGCAUCCGCUAUGAAGCCCUUGCCAUGCUCCAGCGCAACGUGCGCAACUGGAUCCAACUCCGCACCUGGGAAUGGUUCCGUCUCCUCGGAAAGGUCAAGCCGCUCGCCAAGAUGGGCCAGAUCCAAGAACAGAUUGACAACAUGGCCACCGCUUGCGAGACCAUGGCCCAACAGCUCAAGGAUGAUAUCGAGACCAAGGACAGGAUGAAGGAAGAUGGUGUCCGUGUCCAGAAGGAGACCCAAGAACUCCUGGCGCAGCUUGAGAGCACCAAGGGCCAGAACAAGGAGGUCGAGGCUCGGAUUGAGCAGCUGACCGACAUGAAGGUCACUCUUGAGAACAAGCUCGGAGACGCUACCCGCCGUCUUGAGGGAGAAGAACAGGUUGCCCAGGAACUCCUCAAGCACAAGAAGAACAUCGAAGGACACUGUGCCGAGCUCAAGAAGAACCAGCAGGACCUUGACCUGACCCUCCGCAAAUCCGAGGCCGAGAAGCAGAACAAGGAACACCAGAUCCGCGCCCUUCAAGAUGAAAUGCGCCAGCAGGAUGAGAACAUCAGCAAGCUGAACAAGGAGCGCAAGCACCAGGAAGAGAUCAACCGCAAGCUGAAUGAGGAUCUCCAGGCCGCCGAGGAGCAGAACCUUGCCGCCAACAAGCUGAAGCAGAAGCUCCUCUCGACCAUCGAGGAUGCCGAGCAGAGCCUUGACCGUGAGAAGCGCAACCGUGCUGAUAUGGACAAGGCCAAGAGGAAGGCUGAGGGCGAGCAGAAGAUUGCUCAAGAGGAAUUGGAUGAGCUGAACAAGCAGAAGUCCGACAUCGAGAACAGCCUUCGCCGCAAGGAAAAUGAGCUGCACUCUCUUGGAAUGAAGCUCGAGGAUGAGCAAAACAAUGUUGCCAAGCUCCAGAAGUCGAUCAAGGAUGAUGAGGCCAAGAUGAACGAUGUUCAAGACCAGCUUGGAGAGGAGAAGGAGUCGCGCCAGAAGGCCGAUCGCUCUCGUCUUGAGCUCCAGCAGGAAUAUGACAACAUCCUGGAUGCUCUUGAGGAUCAGCGCUCUGCUGUUGGAUCCCAGAUUGAAGCCGGAAAGAAGAAGGACGCCGAGCUCGCCAAGCUCCGUCGUGACUUCGAAGAAGCCGGCCUCAAGUUCGGAGAGCAGCUGACUGCUCUCAAGAAGAAGGGAACUGAUGCCGUACAGGAGCUGACUGACCAGAUUGAACAGCUCAACAAGGUCAAGCAACGCACCGAGAAGGAAAAGAACGCCAUCCAACGCGAGUACGAUGAGAGCUCGUCGCAGCUUGAUCAAAUCGCCAAGGAGCGUGUUGAGCACGAGCGUGUCGCCAAGAACCACGAGGUGCGACUCCUCGAGCUUAAGCUCAAGGCCGACGAGCAGAGCCGUCAACUCAAGGACCUCGGAUCAUCCAAGGGACGUCUCAACCACGAGAACUCCGACUUGGCCCGCCAGGUCGAGGAGCUAGAGUCGAAGAUCCAGAUCACCAACAAGCUGCGUCUGCAGUUCUCCGCCCAGCUCGAUGAGGCCAAGCGCUUCGGCGAGGAGGAGUCCCGUGAGCGUCAGAACUUCUCAUCUCUGUGCCGCAAUCUGCAGCGCGAGCUUGAGCAGCUUAAGGUUGCCGUUGAGGAUGAGGUCGCGGCUAAGGGUGAAGCCGCCCGCCAGCUCCAGAAGUCCCAGGUCGAAUUGGAGGCAUGGAAGACCAAGUUCGAAUCGGAGGGCUUGAUUGGAGCCGACGAGUUCGACGAGGUCAAGAAGCGCCAGAACAGCAAGGCUUUCGAACUCCAGGACCAACUCGAUGCCUGCAACGCCAAGAUCGUCGCUCUCGAGAACGCCCGUGGCCGUCUUUCUGCCGAGGCCGAGUCGAACCGCAUCGAGGCUGAACACCACGGACAAGCUGUUGCCUCCUUGGAGAAGAAGCAGAAGGCCUUCGAUCGCGUUAUUGACGAAUGGAAGCGCAAGGUUGAUGACCUGUACAGCGAGCUCGACUGUGCCCAGCGUGACGCCCGUACCCUGUCUGCUGAGUCUCACAAGCUCCGUGGAGGACAUGAUGCCCUUUUGGACCAGACUGAGGGUCUUCGCCGUGAGAACAAGUCGCUCUCCGAUGAAGUUCGCGAGCUGACCGACUCUCUUGGCGAGGGUGGACGCAACAUCCACGCCCUGCAGAAGAACCUCCGCCGCUUGGAGGUUGAGAAGGAUGAGCUCCAGCGUGCUUUGGAUGAGGCCGAGGCUGCCCUUGAGUCUGAGGAGGCCAAGUCCAUUAGGUGCUCUGUCGAGGUUGCCCAGAUCCGUGCCGAGAUUGAGAAGCGCUUGUGCGAGAAGGAAGAAGAAUUUGAAAACACCCGCAAGGUUCACCAGCAGAACAUCGAAUCUAUCCAGGCCACCCUGGACUCGGAAUCCAAGGCCAAGGGAGACCUGCUGCGCAUCAAGAAGAAGCUCGAAUCCGACAUUAAUGAGUUGGAGAUCGCUCUCGACCAUGCGAACAAAGCGAACGAAGACGCCCAGAAGAACCUUAAGCGUUACAACGACCAGAUUAGGGAACUCCAGGUUACCGUGGACGAUGAACAGAAGAGGAAGGAACUGUUCCGCGAGAACCUGGCUGUCGCCGAGAGGAAGUUGGCUGCCGCCAAGCAAGAACAGGAGGAGCUGAUCGUCAAGCUCGAAGCCAUUGAACGUACUCGUCGCCAGAUCGAGGGAACCGUCCACGAACAACAGGAACUGAACAACGAAUUGAACUCGCAGAACGUCGUCCUGACGGCUGCCCGAAACCAAUUGGAAAGCGAGUACACCCUGCUCAAGUCCGACAUCUCGGAGGCCCAGCAGGAGCUCGCCGCUUCGGAGGAGCGUGGCCGCCGUGCCGCCGCCGAGGCCGCCAAGCUGUCCGAGGAUCUGCGCCACGAACAGGAAGCCGCAUCGACGCUCGAGCGUCUGCGCAAGAACCUCGAGAACCAGGCCAAGGAUAUGCAAGAACGAGCCGAUGCCGCUGAGGCUGCCGUGAUGAAGGGAGGCACCAAGGCUGUGCAAAAGGCCGAACAGAGGCUGAAGGGACUGCAAGCCGAUUUGGAGAACGAAACGAGGAGGGCUCAGGAGGCUGUCAAGGCUUUCGGACGCGCUGAUAGAAGGGUUCGCGAGCUGGACUUCCAGGUUGCCGAGGACAAGAAGAACUACGACAAGCUGCAGGAGCUGGUUGAAAAGCUAAAUGGCAAGCUGAAGUUGCAGAAGAAGCAGUUGGAUGAGGCUGAGGAACAAGCGAACGGAAACCUACAAAAAUACCGCCAGAUGCAGGUUCAGCUAGAGACGGCCGAAGAGCGCGCCGAUUCCGCCGAAAACACCCUUGUGCGCAUCCGGUCACGAUCCCGCAUCACCGUUGACCGACAA